This is a messenger RNA of Atta colombica, 1939 nucleotides long. RefSeq names its product tyramine beta-hydroxylase (gene Tbh). The record is from RefSeq and is a predicted model, not a curated record. Bases 1 to 1785 code for a protein of 594 amino acids. Gene Ontology annotation, cellular component: secretory granule membrane. The transcript has 10 exons. Gene Ontology annotation, biological process: norepinephrine biosynthetic process; dopamine catabolic process; octopamine biosynthetic process. Gene Ontology annotation, molecular function: copper ion binding; dopamine beta-monooxygenase activity. NCBI's taxonomy places the organism in Eukaryota, Metazoa, Arthropoda, Insecta, Hymenoptera, Formicidae.
AUGAUGUUGUUUCUAUUAAUCGCUCUCGCGAGCAUCCAUUCGAGUUGGUCUCAACGUGAUUCUUCGAUGGAUGAAAAUAUAGCUAGAAACGCGGUGCAUACGAUUCCAUUGGGUUCGGAGGUGACUUUUCAUUGGAGAGUGGAUCUAAUGAAUAAAUUGGUGAUCGCGGAAGUUCAUUUUGUCGGUAAUGAUAGCAGCUGGUUCGCGAUCGGAUUUUCCGACUACGGAGAAUUGAAACCAGCUGAUUACUGCGUUUUAUGGUCCGACUGGCACCAACAAAUUCACUUUCAAGAUUCAUGGGCGGAUGUCGAUGGGAAAUUACAUCUGGACACUCAGCAAGACUGCGAUAGCUUUGCGUGGAGAAGACGCGGUAAUAUCACGAAAUUCACAUUCUCCCGCAAAUUCGAUACUUGCGAUGAGCAUGAUUAUAUCAUUGAAAGAGGUACAACGCAUCUAGUGUGGCUUCGCGGUCGUGGACCGCUGUCGUCCUUGGCCGGUCUCGAGAUAUCAGAUGCGAAAGCAUCGGGUAUGUCUCGUACGGAGCUCCACAGGGUGUCCCAUAAAAAGCCCAAGUUCCCCGCGAAUGCCUGGCAGCUCGAGUUACUCGCUCAUCGGGUUCAAGUGCCAAAGAAGGAGACUACCUAUUGGUGCCGUGUGCAUAAGUUGCCGUCAGUAUUAAGACAGAAGCAUCAUAUCCUACAAUUUGGUCCUGCUAUCCAAGCGGGUAACGAACACCUUGUACAUCACAUGGAAAUCUUUCAUUGCGCCGGACCAAUAGAUUUAGAAGUGCCAAUGUACGAUGGACCUUGUGACGGAGCAGAUAGACCCAAAAAGACGCAGAUUUGCAAGAAGGUGUUGGCAGCAUGGGCGAUGGGUGCUGAUGCGUUUAUAUAUCCGGAAGAAGCUGGUUUAGCCAUCGGCGGAGCUGAUUUCAAUCCGCAUGUCAUGUUAGAGGUACAUUACAAUAAUCCCGAGUUGCACCAAGGCGCUAUUGACUCUUCCGGAAUUCGAUUUAUUCUCACUAAAACACUCAGGAAAUACGACGCCGGUGUUAUUGAGCUCGGCCUCGAGUACACCGAUAAGAUGGCCAUACCUCCGCAACAGGAAGCCUUUAUGCUAUCCGGUCAUUGUAUAACGGAGUGCACCGGAGUCGGAUUGCCUCAAAGUGGCAUUCGCAUUUUCGGCUCUCAACUGCAUACUCAUUUAACGGGUACCAAAGUCAUCACUCGUCAUAUAAGGAACGGCGAAGAAUUGUCACCGAUGAACUACGAUAAUCAUUACUCCACACAUUUCCAGGAAAUCAGAUUGUUGCCAAAACCGGUGGCUAUCUUGCCUGGGGAUUCUCUGAUUACUACAUGCACUUAUAACACUAUGAAAAGAGAUAACGUGACUCUCGGCGGCUUCGCUAUAUCCGAUGAGAUGUGCGUUAAUUAUAUUCAUUACUAUCCCAACGCGCAAUUAGAGGUAUGCAAAAGUGCCAUAAGCGACGAUGCACUAAGGACGUAUUUCCGUUAUAUGCGAGAAUGGGAAAGUCAAGGGAUCAAUAUGGAAAAGGGUAUCUCGGCGAAUUAUAAGAGCAUCGAAUGGACUAAGGUCCGCGUGGAAGCUCUUCAUGAUCUUUACGAAGCUGCACCUCUAGGGAUGCAGUGUAACAGCUCCGAUGGUUCCCGAUUACCUGGCCUGUGGGAUAAUAUUGCGGCAACACCCGUUAGAUUACCUUUGUCACCUCCAACCAGAGAUUGCUUGGGGACUUCAAUCCAGCAAGAGAUUUCGGUUCAGAUAUGAAUAACGACUAAGUUAAAAAUUUAAAUUAUUCUAUCAUUCCGUUAUGUAAAACAGACAAGUAAUUAUAAUACUAAUUCAGCACAUCAAAUUUAGAAUUACCUGUUGCUUCUUCGAAAUCUUUUCCAAACUCGCAAUGUUUACUCUCACAAAUUUG